Molecule: messenger RNA, 1614 nt
Organism: Ilex paraguariensis (yerba mate)
Lineage: Eukaryota; Viridiplantae; Streptophyta; Magnoliopsida; Aquifoliales; Aquifoliaceae
Source: the annotation of a GenBank genome assembly
CACAACCCAAUCUGAGCUCUUCUCCAACUCCUAAGCUACCCAUAAUGUACAGCGACUCAAAUUCACUUUGGAAGUGAAUUUGGAAACUUUCCCUGUAUAACACUGUCACCCUUUGUCUCUAUAUACUUUCCAGAUCCUAAUGUCUGGUUUGAAGAAAUCUUCAAUUCCGCGCCAGUCUUCAUACAACUCCCUCUAUAACAAUCCCCUGACUGAGCUCAAACACAACCGUACUUGCAGCGAAGGUGGCGGCACCAACGUCGUCCCUCUGGGCGUCCACAUUGGUCGGAAUCGUGUCACUGGCUUCGACAACAAAGAGAAUGCCGUUCCCAGUAAAACCGAAAAAUCAAGCAAUGUUGACAAAGAAAAUGCAGUACCCAGUAAUGGGUUUGGUGUUGUGACCAAAGAAUUUCCAAAUGGGAAGUCCAAUUUAAAAGAUAGGGUGUUGAAGCCCUCUUCACUUCAGCUAUGUAUGCAAAUGAACGAGCCUGAUUCGAAUUUGAAGCCCAAAAUUUGGGAACACAUUGACUCGGAUAACACAAAUUCUGGGAACAUUUGGGAUUAUUCAGAUUCAGAGGCAGCACCAGCUUCAUCGUGGACUACGCUACCUAAUAGGUCAUUGUUGUAUAGGCCUUUGCCUGUGGACAUAGGCAGAUGUACCUGUGUUAUAGUGAAGGAAGCAUCUCCGGAAGGUCUAGAUGGGGGCACCCUGUUCGCACUUUAUACCAAUGGGAGCCAUCUGAAUUCUGUGACCAAACACACCAAACAACCUCUGGCUGUUGUAAACUUCAUGCCUACAAUAGCCACCUUGAUGGGAAGUUACAGAAGCAUUAAGGCAUGGAUACCCAAGCACCAAUCCAUGCAGCUAAAGAAUACGACUCAGAUGCAACAUAUUAAUGGAUUACCCAAGGAUUGGGAAGAGAAAAUGGAUAAAGUACAUCAGCUAUUUUCGAGGGUUCCUCAUUACAAUAAUGUUACAAAACAAUAUGAGUUAGAUUUCAGAGACAGGGGAAGAGCAGGACUUAGAAUUCAGAGCUCAGUAAAGAAUUUUCAGUUGACUUUGGAGAAUGGGAGGCAGACAAUCCUGCAACUUGGAAGGGUGGGGAAAUCAAAGUAUGUGAUAGAUUACAGAUAUCCAUUGACUGGCUAUCAAGCAUUCUGCAUAUGUUUGGCUGCUAUUGAUUCAAAACUUUGCUGCACUAUGUAAUAGCAAUCUACAAAUGUAUUUUCAGUUCUACCUUGGAACACAAAGGUACUGACUUCUCUUGUUCCCCUUUUGGGUCUUGUGCUGCAAUGUGGAGCUGAAUACAUCAACCCUCCGUAGGGUAGAUUCUCACUUAAACUAGAAGGAAAGAGUCACAUUUUUGCAGAAAGGAGCUAGCCAACUGAAUGACAGGAAAAAGAGUAAAAUUGGUGAUGUGUUUUGUACAUUAAAAUUCCAAAAGGACAUGGAGAGAACUCUAUGGAUCUUUUCUUUGAAAUUUUCCACUCAUUUGAUUGACCUUUGCUCUCUAAGAUUUUCACUCACUUAAAAAUCGUUCCUAAAGUUAUCAUCGUUCUGUACUUCAAUGCUCAAUUAUAUUUAACCCCGAAUAAUAUCCUACAGGUAGAUAGAGG